Molecule: messenger RNA, 2751 nt
Organism: Gigantopelta aegis
Lineage: Eukaryota; Metazoa; Mollusca; Gastropoda; Neomphalida; Peltospiridae
Exons: 1
Coding region: 234-1643 (469 amino acids)
Source: RefSeq, a predicted model, not a curated record
UUUGGCAAGAGGCUUCGUUUGGAGAUGAAUAUUUUUGCCAUGAAAAGAACGCAUGUAUAGAACAGGCGAGGGAGACAUUCAUCGAUUCAAGCGACUGUAUAUGUGUAUUGAAUUUUAUGUACCUGCUGAGUACAGGUCCACGCGAACGUUACAGAGGGGAGAAUAACUGCAGAGGACAAGUCGGCUUUGUAGGAGCUGCCAUGUUGUCGUGAUUUCAGGGAGAACGGAACAAAAUGGCAGACGUGAUCGCAGAACGGAAAGUCGUUUACGCGGGGUUGUGGCGACAACACAGCAAGAGUGACUACGACACUCUUCUAAAACAGAUCAGCUCACAGCUCGACCAGAAAGGCGGCCUCGUGUCAAUGUUCCAGCUGUGCCGGGACGGGGUCAGCAUCAACGUGCUCAACCAAGAUGGCUCUGUUAAAAGAAAGGAAAAAAUCCCUGGUCAGAACAUACAGGAUAUCACGGUAAAUCGCUACAACCCGAUCUGUUUACUGACAGUGUUCGUCGACGUCAACCGAAGGCUCAACUACUUGGUGUGUAGGUGUGACGGGACGUCGGACGCCACCUAUCUCGUGCAGACGUAUCGCGAGCGUAAGAGCGUCACCAGUGGGGAAGGGUACAAGAUAGACCUGAAGGAGCCGCAUGGUUUAAACUGGACUCUGAAGAGGAAGAAUAAGAACCACCCAGUGCUUAACGGUGACGCGGCCAGUUCAUCCACAUCGUCCGACAAGGGAGAUAUCACUGAUACAAAUGGAAAUAGUGCUCUGAUCAUGGCCACAAGCAACGGGUUCGCCACUGAUGACAGGGAUGUGUUUUCAAAUGGAAACCAUCAUGUAGAAAUUGUCGUAUCGCCAGAGGAGCUGGUACGCGAACCAUGCGUGGUCGACGGAAACGAAUGCUUCAGUGUUGCUGUCCAAACAGAGUUUGAAUACGAAGAUAAGCAAUCUUUGACUUCCACAACCUCCUUCCGCUCUCUCAAGGACGAACUUUUAAAUCUGUCACAAGAGGUCAAAGAAAUCAAACUCAUCCUCCAGAAAACCACGGGAAUCGGUUCGACGGAAUAUUUCCAUCGAGAGAAAAAUAUGAUUGACAAUCAUACAGGUUCACGGUUUAUGCCGGCGUCUGUCGAUUCAAACGAUGGCCCCCACUCGCCGUCGUCCAAGAGUUCCUCUGAAGGAGACAGACAUGUCAACUUUGACCAAGUGACAUCAGUGAUCUUUCCUGAUCACAAUAUCCGAAGCCUCGGGGUUCAGACAGAAAAAGGUAAAGGCCAGCGAUACGUGAAGCGUCAGGUGCAGCCGACGACGAGUCACCCGAGAAACCACGCGAUUAGAACUCGUUCGAGAAGUUCGUCUGCCGGUUCCAUUCCCAUGUCACCCACCAGCGUGUCGCCGCCUGCCAGUCACGAGCUGUACGUCAGACAGGUCGUCAGACAAGAUGACCGCUCGCCUGGCCUCAACAGGUCUACCAUACCGAUGCCCAUGGAACAUAUGUAUAAUGCGUACACACAGGAAUUCAAACACCCGAGGAGAAAAAUUAUUGUUAUGCCGGGUUCUUCCAAAACAUUGCCGCCAAUGAGACAUUCUGAAAAAGGUCAUAUGCGGACAAUCUAUUUCGACAAAAAUGGGGAAAAGAAAUAAACUAAUUUGUUAUUAUCAAUGUACAUAAUAUAUUCACAACUCUUUCAACGGGAUAUCUAUUUCCAGUAAUUCAGCUAUGCCAAAUCAAAGGAUGCAUAGUCAUUACGGAUACUGAUAAUGGUGCGUUGUAAAAUAUGUAGAAGGCAGUCCAUCAAGUGAGCGCAUUAAAUAGUGUUUUAUUUGAACUGUGAAGUGAUAACGAGGCGAGAAAGCCACCAAUUCAAAGGCCAAAAGAAGAUUAAAACAGUUUGUUUAAAGGUGACGUGAGGGAACGAUGCAGAAACGAUGUGGAGUGGCGGUGGUGGUGGGAUGGUGGUGGGGAGGGGGGGGGGGACACGCAAUCGUGCUGGUAGUGACAGGUAUGAUAGAAACACAUUUAAAAAGUUAAAUAUAUUGUAAACCAAAAAGUAACUAUUUUAGGCCUCAAGAAGAGGGGCACCUGCCCACCCCCCCCCCCCCCCCCCCCGUCAUGCAGUCGUAAGCAGACUGUGAGAGGCUAAAAUAGUAACAACAUUUUGAUUGCAAACAGGAUUAGUGAUAAACGUUCACGAAAGAAUUAAUUCUUACGGAUUACUUCAAAAUGUACUGAAUUUAAUAACCUGUCAAAACGAACGAAGACGUUUAAACUGGAUUCGUGUAGUAUAUUAUGCAAAGUGAUGUUCACAUAAACACUUUGCUAAGGUGGAACGCCACACGUUUCUCUCAGUCUUUGAUCUAGUGAGUGGAUACCAUAGUGCUUCUGUUUAUAUUUAUUACAUAUCUUCCAUGGAUUUGGAUGCGAAUACUGCUGUAUGUGUACAUGUCACUGUGUCUGUUAGUGACAACAGGAUGCAAUACUGAGUGCUGUAGUGACGUCAGCCAAAGUGUGGAAACCUGUAACACUUUGGUGACCACUUUAAGACUAGGGGUAUUAUUGUUACUACUAAACAACAUGUAGUGUUAUCAUUAUUAGUGCUAAAUGACUGUUGUGUUUGAUGGUUGUGUAGCAGGAGUAUUAUUCCAAGUGCUGAAGACAUUUAAAUGCCAGUGCUAUAUAUAUGUAAUCUACUAGUAAACAGCAGUCAGUGUAAGUUUGUUUAUCAUCCAUUAAAGGCUUUUGUAAGAGAUA